AAAAAAAAAAAAAAAAAAAGUCAACAUCACACCACCGCCAAGGCCGCUGUUCCAUUUAGCUAAAUAAAAAAGCUGAAAGCCCUUGGCCUAAAUUUUCACUGUUUAACACAGUCAUAAAGAGUUUGUAGCUAUUACUUUCAUUCCCAAGGACCCCUUUCAUGGAGGAGGGCUCCACUACCAUCACUUUAAGAUAAGAAAGGGUGCUAAAUAGCUAUUCUCAGAGGCCUCAAUCCUCUGUGCUGCAACAAAAACCGUCUCAGAUUGAGAUCACUCUGGCUAACAGGCUGCAGCCCUCGAUCCGGAGCAGAUGAAGUUUCGGGUGAUUGCAGCUAGGGGGAGAUCUAGGUUUACUGCUGAGCUGAAAAGAGCUGCCGUGUUGUCUUGGCGAGUGUCGUUGCUGCAGCAUGCCGGGCACAGGGCAAGAAAGGGGGAAGUGGGUAGACAGAAGAGCCCUGACUGUCAAAAACACAGCCCACUGCAGGGAGAGAGAUCAGGAGUGACUGGAAUGUUAGUGGCACAUGUCAGGCUGCUGUUUCUGAGUAAACACACACAAAUAUAAAAAUUCAUCAUGGGCCAGCUGUUGUCAUCAGAGGAAGACUUUUCUCAAGUGAAGGAUGUGAUUGGUUCCCUCCUCUAUGACGCCAUGUUGGAAGGCGGUGCUGUACCUGAGCUUGGAGUCGUCCACCCUCUCCUGCUGGCCAAUCACGAUGUCUCCCAGGCACACCUCCAGGAACAGCUACACCAGUUGCAGGAAGACAUUGGGAAGAGGGCGCCCACGUACCUGAAGGAUCUGAUUGGCCGACUGUCAGCCUUCUCGGAUGAGCCGCGUGUGGCGGGCCUGGUGGGAUUAGUGGUAACCGUGGUGAUGGACAUGGCUUACACAUCAUCGAAACCGUCAUCAAGCGGGAAAGGGAAGUCAGGGGGGUCGUCAUCAUCCCAGAGAGUCUGGGAGCUUCAGGAGGUGAUGGAGGAGUACCUGAAGCGAUGCAGGAUCAGCCUGAGCGAUAAAAGCAGACUCAUCCAGGACUCAGUCAGACUGGAGGCUGAGCUCAGCCUGAUCCUCACCCAGCUAAAGACCUGUCUCCUGGGGGGAGACUGCGACUCCAGGUCUCUGAGGCACUGGGCCAGCGGAGCAGCGUUUCACACACACAUGUUGGUUCACCUGGCAGGUCUGGAGGGCAAGGCUGAGCCCCUCGCUGCAAGGGCAGCACUGGAGCAGUACAAGGAAGACCUGGCACAGAUCAUACCCGCUUACAGGCGAUAUAAGUCUAGUACGAUAUGUGUCGUGAAAUGUCGAGGGGGGCUUCUGGAAACAUCUGACCCUUCUGGAGAGUUGCCAGAGGAGGGUGCGAUGACGGGACUCAACGUGACAGACAGAGAGACGGGAAAGAGUGUGACCAUCCCUCUGUGUGGCAUGGAGGCAGAGACAGGGAGAAGAAUGAGAGACGCCGCCCCUGCAUCGUCCUCUUCUGUGAACCUGGACCUGAUCACCUCGGACCAGUACGCCCAGGCGUACCUGGACCGCCUGUUCUCUGACAAGGGGCCCGUGGCUGAGCUGGAGAACUACUUUACCAGAGCUAGUGAGAGUCUGAGAACGUUUAGGGCUGGACUAGGAUGCACAAAGAAGACAGGGAUGACAAAGCAAGUAGAAAAUGAAGGACUUUUUCUUACAGACCAGGCAGGAGCGAUGAAUGAAGGAAAAAUAGCAGGCGAGGGGGAGACGGAAAGGGGAGGAAGACGAGGAGAGGCGGAGGAAUGUAAUCAAAGAAAUGAAAGUUUGAGAUUGAGUAUUGUUGAGACGCAGCCGGAGCAAAGCCUCGAUCACAGUAACCGAGGGGCAUCAAGCGCAUAAAAGCACAGCAGCCGUCUCCAACAAUGUCCGUCCACUUCUGAAGAGAGACAGACAAACAUGGAACGGUUGAGCAAUGUUCUUGUCAUUCAGGGUGCUGAACACUGGUCUCCCUGACUUGUCUGUCGUGCUUUGUGAACAGGCUGGUUUCUGUUUGAACUUGUUUGAUUAAGUGUCCACAGGUUAUAACAACAGUUCUUGGGUUGCCUAUUAAGCUAAAUACAUGGCAGCUUAUUAUCAGUUGCACAACACAUAACAACAACCAUUAUAAAGUUAGAACAGAUGAACAACUAGAGCCAAAACAACCGGCUUAGUUACAGCCAGGCUGUAACCUGUUUAAAUGGGAUUAGUUCAUUUUUGAUUCAGAGACACAAACAGAAUAAAGGGCACCAACACUGAGCAGUGCAGAAUUUCUAACAAAAACAAGAAACUUGCUAAAAUAUUUGUGACGAGGACCUCGGUAAGAAAAUAUAAAUGUGGGACCCAAGCAGUAAACAGAGCUAAACACUUUGAGAACUAAAAGGUGAGCUUUGAGUAUCCUGUCGAGUAGACGGGUCAGAUAUGUUUAGAAAUCAGGCAUGAAGAACAUCUCACACGUGUGCACGCUCACUGGCUGCGCAGGAUCCGGCUCCGCGCCGAACACAGUCUGUCACAGAGAUUUUUGUGUGUCGGGCACACAGCCACGUUUCCUUGGAAAAUUCGGAGAGAGUUCACCAUUCACUGGUUCUUAGGAUUUUUAGUACAUAAUGAAUAUAACUGUACGUCUGCAGCUGCCAGUUACGAGCCAAAGCAUCACGGAGACAUGGAUGAGAAUCAGCUGCAGUCCAUGUGCCAUGUGCCCCAACUUACAGGACAGGUCUGCCACCAUAAGCAGAGGGUGCACACUUGCAAAAAAGAAAAAUGGUCAUCUGUCUGAAUUGUGAAGUCCAUAUUUGGACAUGCAGUCGCCAUAUUUGAUGAUGCGAGUCUUGAGGUCUUAGUCACAGCUUCUGCUGAACUGCCCUUAACUUCCCUCAUCGUCUGGGACUCAUACAGAUGCAGUCUCUUUGGUUUCUUAACACCAGAACACUUUGCAUGUUUCUACUAUAAAUGUUCACCGUUUACUCCUACGUGAUCCCACCUUAACGAAAUAAACUUGUACGUUUGUGACAGCUGAAAA
Molecule: messenger RNA, 3008 nt
Organism: Mugil cephalus (flathead mullet)
Lineage: Eukaryota; Metazoa; Chordata; Actinopteri; Mugiliformes; Mugilidae
Exons: 7
Coding region: 569-1852 (427 amino acids)
Source: RefSeq, a predicted model, not a curated record